Molecule: messenger RNA, 1882 nt
Organism: Coffea eugenioides
Lineage: Eukaryota; Viridiplantae; Streptophyta; Magnoliopsida; Gentianales; Rubiaceae
Exons: 2
Coding region: 353-1441 (362 amino acids)
Cellular component (GO): membrane
Molecular function (GO): glycosyltransferase activity
Source: RefSeq, a predicted model, not a curated record
CCCUUUUCCUGCUGGAUCUCGACUGUUCCCUUCUCCCUUUCCUCCUCCAAAAUCCCUCAUAGCCCAUCCCAAGAUCACUCUUUCUUCAACCAUUUCCUCUCCCCCAAUUCCCAAAUCUCCCCAAAUCCCCAAUUCUUGAAUCAUCAACAUUUUCACACCACCUUAAACACCCAACCCAAAAAAAAAUCCCCCAAACAAAAAGGAAAAAAAAGGAGAAAAGCCAAAAAAUCCAUCAAUUUUCCCACCAAAUGCAUUAAAUAGUACUACUACCACUCCUACUAAUCAAAACCCUCCAUCCAAAAAUUUCCCACUUUCCCAAUAAUCCCCAACCCCAAACACCCACAGACCAACAAUGCCAAUAGUAUCCUACCCUUCAUCUCCGCUCAUCCCAACCCUCACACUUCUGCUCUGCCUACCGGUCCUUUUCUACUUCAUAGCCCCAUCCUUCCUCCCUCCUCGCCGUCUCACCAUCACCGCCCCGGACGAGUUCGACGACUUGUCCCUCUUCCACAAAGCCAUCUCCCUCUCCUCUUCCACCUCCACCUCCGUCAAAUCCCACCUCCCCUCCACCAAAUCCCGCCUCGGCUCCACCUCCACCUUCCGCCCCAAAAUUGCCUUCCUCUUCCUCACCAACUCCGACCUCUACUUCAUCCCCCUCUGGGAAAAAUUCUUCAACCAAACCCGCCCAAGUCUCUACAAUAUCUACGUCCACGCCGACCCUUCUGUCAAAAUCACCCCACCCACCGGCGUUUUUGCCGAUAAAUUUAUCCCAUCUAAGAGAACUCAACGAUCUUCCCCCACUUUGAUCUCCGCCGCCCGCCGCCUCCUUGCCACCGCCCUCCUCGACGACCCGUCAAAUGCAUACUUCACGCUAGUCUCCCAAAACUGCAUCCCACUCCACUCCUUCAACUACCUCUACAAAUUCCUGUUCGACCUCCACAAGCUGUCGAAAAACCUCGAAUACUUGAGUUACAUUGAGAUCCUCUCCGAUUCGCCGACUUUGUGGGAUCGGUACAAUGCUAGAGGGGAAAAUGUGAUGACCCCAGAAGUUAGUUUCGAUCAAUUUCGAGUGGGCUCGCAGUUUUUUACGCUAUCUCGAAGACAUGCCCUCAAGGUUAUUGAAGAUAGGCGUUUGUGGAAUAAGUUCAAGAUGCCUUGUAUAAAUGUAGAGUCUUGUUAUCCUGAAGAGCAUUAUUUUCCUACACUUUUAUCAAUGACGGAUCUGGAGGGGUGUUCCCAAUAUACAUUAACUCGGGUUAAUUGGACCGACAGUGUCGAUGGACAUCCUCAUACUUAUAAUCCACCUGAGGUGUCUCCUGAGCUGAUUCAUCGUUUAAGGCGCUCGAAUUCUUCGUACUCUUACAUGUUUGCGAGGAAAUUUUCGCCUGGUUGCUUGAAGCCAUUGAUGGAAAUUGCAGAUUCAGUCAUUUUCAAGGACUGAUUUUGGUAAGGAGAAGCAAAAGGGGAUAAAAUUUUCCUAGGCUAUCUAUGUAUACAAGGUUUUGGAGUACCACGUGGGAUAAGGUUUUGAAGGGGCUGUAAUAGAAGGCCUUCAACCAAAGGAACCCAAGGAGUCCAAAUUAAGCAAAGGGUGGAUGAGGCUUAAGAAGCAAAGUGGUCAAAAUGUACGUUUAGGUGUAAACUGUAAUAUCAGUAUUGGGGUUGAUUCUUAAUAAUUCUGUGUGGUUGUACAUAUAGUUGGAUGGAUGGUUAACAAUGCGAAUGACACGAAAGAACGGCCAUAGUCCAUAGAGGAAUGAAAGAAGUCCUAAGGCCUAAUUGCUUGUCAUUUGCAACAUCUGAAUCCAGUUGGAUGGUUGUAUGUAUUUGCCAUUGGAAAAGUUGAAAAUCCAAGGUAGGAAAUUCUCUCUUUUUGGCAUCA